Molecule: messenger RNA, 432 nt
Organism: Durusdinium trenchii
Lineage: Eukaryota; Dinophyceae; Suessiales; Symbiodiniaceae
Source: the annotation of a GenBank genome assembly
AUGGUGCUGAAUAGCUUCUGGCAGCGCGACGAUGUGCUCACAAGCUUUCAAAAUGCACCACCCGACAGCUGCGAGGGGCCCAAAGUUCUGCUGCUCUCGCUGCAAGAUGCGGCCUCCGGGACGAACUUGACCCGGGCGAACCACGUGCUGUUGGUGCAUCCAAUGCUGGCAAGUACACAUCGCCUGAGCGUAGCCUAUGAACUACAAGCGCUGGGUCGCUGCUUGCGCCUGGGGCAACGCAGGCGUGUCUGCCUUUGGCGCUUUGUGACCUUGGGCACUGUCGAAGAAGAUCUCUCCUACAGGCAUCAACAGGAGCUCUGGCAAAGUCGUCCCGAGUUGAUUCAAGCUCGGGCUGAGGCCCGCGUGGCCCGUUCGUUUCAUGAAGACUGUGAGGCCGAAGAGGAUUUGGAUUUCGAUGACCUCUUUUGGUGA